UCGACCGGUAUACAUCCGAGUGUGUUCUGUGCAUAGAGAAAUUUAUUAUUUUUGCUACGAGUUCCGUACAUUGUUUUCGAAUUGAUAUCACAAACGUAUACGUAAUUGUCCAAUAUAUCUCAAAUAUAUAAUUGUCCAAUAUAUAUAAAAAUUGCUAUGUAGCAAUUGCCUCGACCGUUACUUUAUGAUUCAAAGACGGCAAAUCGUUAUAAUAAUUUCUUCAAUCAAAACAUUUGUCAUAUUUGCAAGUCAGGAACACAAACAGUUACACCAGUCGCAACAUAUGCAAAUCUGCAUGGUGGUAAAAGAAUUAUUAAACAUGGACGCAGAAUUGGACACUCGUCGAUUAAGUAAGGAGAAAUGGAUUCAGUCGAGGAUGGAGUUGAUGCGUUUAAUUAUGGGAAAACUGUCGCGUAAUCUCGAAUUCCACGAGAUGGAUAUGAUCAUGUAUGCAAAAUCAUGUUGUAUUUGUCAUCAACAAACGAAUCUGCAAACGUGCACGUCGAGCUAUUCCUCCAGCUAUUGCAAUGAUCACGCGGAAAAAUUUCAAACCGUCCAUAGUUCCAAUUACUACAGUGAAUCGUUACAUCUCCUUUUAAAAACCGCAUUGAUAAACAACAUUUCAGAUUUAUUAAAAUUCACUCUUUUAUUUGAUACAUAUGAACCACUUAUAGAUAUGCAUGCAUUUGUUGAAAAACAUCUAAAAACAGGACCUUAUAAGGAAUUAAGUGAUACUGUGGUUGCUUUUAAUUACUUAUAUUCUGAAUUCGCAUCAGGACCACUUACGCUAUAUCAUGGGCUGCGGGAUACAAAAUUAUUUGAUUUUCUAGAUAUAGAAUGUUGUUAUUACGUUAUUCAUAUAAUAGGUGCAGACUAUUAUGGUAAAAAAUAUAUUCCACCUUGGGAGCUUUUCCUGCAUCUUUUGAAUCAUGUACAGCAUUUAACAAUUGUAUUGACAGAAAUGAAUUUUGGUAUAGCACAUUUUAAUAUCGACGUUUGUAGUCACUGCAGAGAACAUAACCGAAUAAUUAGCAUUGAGUAUUAUUCAAUGUCGUUUUGCGAGAGGAAGAGAGAAAGAAAGAGAGAGAGAGAAAGAGAGAGAGAGGAUAAUUUUAAAUAA
Messenger RNA from Harpegnathos saltator (Jerdon's jumping ant), 1120 nucleotides. RefSeq lists its product as uncharacterized. Lineage: Eukaryota; Metazoa; Arthropoda; Insecta; Hymenoptera; Formicidae. The coding region runs from base 185 to 1120 and encodes 311 amino acids. The record is from RefSeq and is a predicted model, not a curated record. The transcript is spliced from 2 exons.